This is a messenger RNA of Alnus glutinosa, 654 nucleotides long. RefSeq lists its product as uncharacterized. The transcript has 3 exons. NCBI's taxonomy places the organism in Eukaryota, Viridiplantae, Streptophyta, Magnoliopsida, Fagales, Betulaceae. The coding region runs from base 198 to 488 and encodes 96 amino acids. The record is from RefSeq and is a predicted model, not a curated record.
GGACACAACCGUAAAAUCAGAGACACAUAAGGGCCAGAAGGCUGCAAACGACGCAUUACAUAGGGUUCUUGCAGGUUCUCAGCUCGUUGAUUGGGAAUUUCUCGCUUCUCUCCUUACGUAAAAGCCCGAGUCUUCUUCUAUCUCCCAUCGCAUCAGAAGGCAAUCAAGAAGCAAGAGCUUAAUCAUUUCCUACAACCAUGUCGUUCAACACUGGAAUGAGGUCUUGUGCCAAGUUGUUGAUGUCUUCAGAAGCAAUUCUGCCAAACUCAGCAAAGAGGGGUUUCCACUCGACUGGGGUGAAGAGUAUGGGAGGAGGACAUGGUCAUGAUGAACCAUACUACCUGCAUGCCAAACACAUGUAUAACUUGGACAGGAUGAAAUUCCAGGCGUUGAAAAUGAGUCUUGGAGUGUUUACUGCGUUCAGCAUUGGUGUGGGUGUUCCAGUCUUUGCUGUCGUAUUCCAGCAAAAGAAAACGGCCUCUGGAUGAGAAUCCUGCUUCUUUCUGAUAGCAAUAAGAGAUGCAGCAGCAUCCCUUUUGUUUGGGAUUUUGUCUGAAAUUUGUCACAUUGCCUCUUGCAAACAUGUAUUUCGAAUGUCAAAUACAUGGGACAGCUUCCUUUUUAUAAAUUUCUGGCGAGACCAUUGAAGUACUA